AUGGAUCCGGAGCGCAAACACAACCGCAAACCCUUUGUGGGUGGUAAUUUUAAAAUGAAUGGUUCUCGAGCUAUGCUUAAGGAGAUAAUAGAUAGGUUGAAUACAUUAGAGCUUAAAAAUCAUGUUGAAGUGGUAAUCUCCCCACCUACACUAUAUAUCGAUCAGGCCCAUAAGUCAGUUCGUGAGGGCAUUAGCAUUGCUGCUCAGAAUGCCUUUAAUUGCACUAAAGGAGCUUACACUGGUGAGAUCAGCCCUGAACAAUUGAAAGACGUUGGCGUUGAUUGGGUAAUCUUGGGCCACUCGGAACGUCGGGAGAUUUUUAAAGAGGCUGAUGAUUUUGUUGCAUCUAAAGUAGCACACGCUUUGAAAUGUGAUUUGAAAGUGAUAGCCUGUAUUGGAGAAAAAUUGGAGGAACGAGAGGCUAACAAAACCGAAGAAGUUGUUAUCAGACAACUUCAAGCUAUAGCUAAAAAUAUUGAUGAUGAGAAAAAAUGGGAAAUUGUUGUGAUUGCUUAUGAACCUGUUUGGGCUAUUGGUACAGGAAAAGUAGCAACACCAGAACAAGCUCAGGAAGUUCAUGUUAUUAUUCGAAAAUGGUUAGCAGAAAACGUAUCUGAAAAAGUUGCCCAAGAGACACGUAUUAUUUACGGAGGUUCCGUUAAUGAUGCGAAUUCUCCAGAACUCGCGAAACAACUUGAUAUUGAUGGAUUUCUUGUCGGUGGUGCUUCCUUAACAGAAAAGUUCAUUAAAAUUAUCGAAUGCUUCAUUCCUCCAGAAGAUAGAAAAUCAAAAUAG
This is a messenger RNA of Dentiscutata heterogama, 795 nucleotides long. Lineage: Eukaryota; Fungi; Glomeromycota; Glomeromycetes; Diversisporales; Gigasporaceae. The record is from the annotation of a GenBank genome assembly.